Carassius carassius (crucian carp) is the source of this 3619-nucleotide messenger RNA. It is a transcript of the gene cracdla, whose product is annotated as cracd like a. The coding region runs from base 91 to 3585 and encodes 1164 amino acids. The transcript is spliced from 10 exons. Lineage: Eukaryota; Metazoa; Chordata; Actinopteri; Cypriniformes; Cyprinidae. The record is from RefSeq and is a predicted model, not a curated record.
AUUCCCUUUGAUAAUUCCACUGACAUUUUUCAAACCACGCCUCAUCUGAUUUCUGUGUAACUGUCCUCAUUAACAGCUGUACUGGUGAAGAUGAAUGUUCUGGAGGCUUCAGGAGACCCAGAGGGAGAAGGCAGUGAUGACUUAACAGGACGGAAGAAGUCCAGGUUAAAGUCUAAGUCACGCCUGCUUGGGAAGAUAAGGAGGAAACAGGAUGAUAGUGGCAUGAAGCCGAGCCAGUCUGAAAGUGACAUCACACGGCGUGUGGAAGACUCAGAUUGCUCCAAAGGCAUGCUGGGAUCCCGGGCAUUUUCACAUGACAGCAUUUUUCAUGCACAGCACAGUCAUUCAGACCCUGAACCACUAAGAAUUCUGUCUCAAGAGAACAUUCAUGGCAAAAUCCGAGCUCUGCAGAUAAAGCUCCAGCAGCAAAAACUGCAUUUAGGUCCUCCCCCACUUCUGUUGCCCACUAAACGGCGUGAAGACAUGGGUGGAAGUUCAGAAGGUGACAGCCUUUCUCAUAGCUCCCCUGAAGUAUCCCUUGGAGAAGGACUAAAUAUGAGCAUAUCGAACAAGUUUUCUAUCCCUCCCAAAAACCAUAGCACCUUGAGCUUAGCUGAAACAAGAAGUGAGGAGGAAGAACAAACCUCUUCACAGCUGAUUUCUCCUCGGCCGGUCAGCCCAGCACCUGCAACCCUUUCCCCACUUGCCCCUGGCUCAGUGGACUUCAGCACUCUUCCACAAUUCACUUCCCUCCUGGACAACUCUGCUGCCCGUCACCGUAUGUCCCUCAAACCUAAGAACCAAAGAGCCAGUGCCAAGAACAGGAGGGUGACCACUUCGGCUGGAAGCAGAGCGCGAUCUGAGAGUUUGAACAAUCUGGACCGAUCGCUGACUACUAUGGAGAAAGAGACUCUCGUAAAAGAGAUACCUCGCGCUUGCUCGUAUUCCACACAGGUCUUACGGGGAGAGAGGCUUACGACUUCACAAAUCAAGAGUCUAGUUCCAGUUUCACCUUUAAUGUCUCUUCAGAUUUCUGGAGAUAGUAGACAAGUUUCUGCUGAACCUGAGAUUGAGAGAAACAUCCUGUCCACAUCACCUCCAAGCCCUAGCCUACGUGAAGCAACUCCAGCUGCGUCAUCAGUAGCCAAACCACCGAUCCCAGUGGUGCCAGUUGACAUAAAGGGAAAAGGAGAAGUAAGUGAGAUGUUUAGUAGCACCAAACUACUCAAGAACACCCAAAGUAACAUUGUGUCAACUGUAAGCCCAACUGUAAGACCAAAUGUAACUACCACACCAGAAUUAAGUGCUGUGAAAGAUGAGAAGUCUAAUGCUGUGCUAAUACAAACCAAGAUGGACAAAAACAGUGUUCAGAAUGCAGUAAAUAUAGAGAAAAACCUAGCCUCUACUCAUGCUUCAACCAGUGUGAUUUGUGGAGUAAAUCUGAGACCAUCAUCUCUGAGAAGAAAUAUACCUUCCACAGAAGACAAACAUGAGUCCAGGACCCUUCAGCCAGUCAGCACAGUGUCAACUUUUAGUCAUGAAGAUCACACUCAAACAGAAUCCAUUAAACGCCAAAGAACCGUGUCUGGAUCGUUCCACUUUAAUGUCUCCUCAGACAAGAGUCAAGAGCGGCCGAGGACUGCAAGCUUCACUGGAGUAGUUGGACAAACUGGACUGAAAAAGGAACCUCCAACUCCUGCCAAACCUCCUUUAAAUAUCAAGAUAGAGCGGCAAGUAAGUUCACAAGUUGAGAAAACAAUAAAAGGCCUGUCUGCUAACUUUCCACAAAUUUCAAAGAAGGAAGACAAAACGGACACUUUUCCAGUGAUACCAACAAAGUUCACUGAUCUAGCAAAGAGACAUCCUCGGGACCCGGAUGUGGAGGAGAGUCAGGACAACGAGAAGCAGGAGAUUGGGGUAGAGGCUACUGAAGAAGGAGUACAGGAGGUGGAGGUGGGAGAAGAGGCAGUCGAGGAUGUGAUGGAAGAUGUGAGUGUGGGAAAAGAUAGAGAGGCUACAAAUGCAUUCGGAGUGAAGCUUCGCUCUACCUCUCUUUCGCUGAAGUUUCGCUUGGACAAAGCUCAAUCAGAAGACAAAGAAAAACACCACAGUGCAUCGAUUUCACCUCCAGCCUCACAAUCUGAUUCAACCAACUGUGUGCAACCUGAAGACCAGUGCACUGGCAUUGGGUCUACUAAAGUCCACGAGAAACUCAAAGAACCUCCUCUCCAAACUGAUGCGUCCGCAACCUCAGUUCAUUCCUCCGGUUCGCCACCUAAGAGUUUCUGUAGAGACAAAGAGAGAGCUGGCAUCCUCAGACAGGCUGAACCUCCUCAGCCCUCAUCAUCAGCCAGCAAAUCCAGCAAGAUUGUACCUUUACCAGCUAAAGAAGGUACAGGCUUGCCUCCAGAAGAGACUACAGCUGUAUCCUUUCAGGAAAACCCACCAACGUCUACUGCUUCAGAGGUGUCCUGGAUGGAGAUGGCCAGAGAGAAAACCAGAAGUCUCCAACAGCUCUUUACCAGUAGGCUGCCUGAGUUUCCUAGCUUGCAGUCUCGACCAACGACCUUCACUACAACACAACCACAAACCCAAACAUCCACUUCACAAGCCAACCCAAGAAACACACAGAACAUUUCAAGCCAGCCUUCGAUUACACAACCUCUUUUGAAACCUACUGAAACAAAUCCGCUGCCUUCUACACAGCAUUCUGGAAAGUCCACACAAUCUGCCUCUCAGCUGAUGCAAACUCAGACUAGAACAACAACAAACCAACCUUCAGCAAAUUCAAAUCAGACUCAGAUUGACAGUACCAGAGAAGUCCAGUUUCAGUCCAAGACUCAAAUGUUUAAUUCAACAACAAAUCCAACCCAGCCUACAGUUACAUGCACAUUAAAUGUGCAAUCCACUGCUGUAAACACAGCAAAACAGCCAUCACAAGCAUUGGCACCACAGACACCACCCAUCCAGCCAUCAUCACCAAUACGAGCAUCAUCACAGACCCCCACACAAGCUAUACUGCGUCCCACAGCACCCCCAGGUUACCCAUAUCUGUCGUCAAGCCCAAAGUUAAUAUCCCAACAGUUUCCCAAUACUGUCUCAAAGGAUCAGCCUCAGAAUGAGGGGGGAGAGCCCAGUGUAAUCUCAGGGAAAGCUGACAUGGCGUCUGCGUCUCAGGGGAUAGGGACCGGGCCUGAAGAUGGCAGACCAGUGUGGGCAGCAGGGUUAGGAAACAAGACCUCAAUCUUACAGCGCUGGGAGAACCAAACAAAUGCUGCAACCAAGACAGGUGAGUCAAAGUCCACAGCAGAGUCCCAAACAACAUCUCAAUCUACAGCUCCUCACAGACCGAUCGCAAAGCUCUCAGGCACAGGGUUCAACUCAAGUUGGUCAAUGCAAGCAUCAGUCUCUCCUGUUCCCACGAGGUCAGCAGACAGAGAGGAUAAAUUGCAGCAGGAAGAUCAACCUUCGUCAUCACCAUCAUCGUCAUCUCCUCUGCAGUCUGUCUGUGACACUGCCCAACCAUCCUGGAUGGAGCUGGCCAAGAGGAAAUCCCUGGCAUGGAGUGAUAAGACUAUGGACUAAAAAACAUAGAGUUGGAUGCUGAGAUUGGAGGAUC